Molecule: messenger RNA, 853 nt
Organism: Trichosurus vulpecula (common brushtail)
Lineage: Eukaryota; Metazoa; Chordata; Mammalia; Diprotodontia; Phalangeridae
Gene: PLAAT1
Product: phospholipase A and acyltransferase 1
Exons: 4
Coding region: 90-599 (169 amino acids)
Biological process (GO): N-acylphosphatidylethanolamine metabolic process
Cellular component (GO): cytoplasm
Molecular function (GO): glycerophospholipid phospholipase A1 activity; A2-type glycerophospholipase activity
Source: RefSeq, a predicted model, not a curated record
AGCUGCUGCCGGAGACUCAGCCAGCGCGACCUUGCAGUGCAAGGAGCGGGGGCACCCGUGGAUGUGCCCAGGCCCGGGGGGUGCUGCAGAUGGCAUCAAAUGAUGACUUUGGCUCAUAUUAUCCCGGCAAUCCUCAACCUGGGGACCUGAUUGAAGUAUUUCGUCCAGGUUACCAGCACUGGACUUUAUAUCUAGGUGAUGGCUAUGUCAUCAACAUGGCCCCAACAGAGGACAGCUCCCCCGUUCCGUUCACAAGCGCUAAGUCCGUAUUCAGCAAAAAGGCCCUGGUGCGAAUGCAGCUCUUGAAGGACGUCGUGGGGAACGACAGUUACAGGAUUAAUAACAAAUAUGAUGACGUGUACCCGCCCCUGCCGCUCGAUGAAAUCAUCCGCCUGUCGGAAUUCCUCAUUGGCCAGGAGGUGUCCUAUGACCUGCUGGUCAACAACUGCGAGCACUUCGUGACUCUGCUCCGAUACGGAGAAGGGAUUUCGGAGCAGGCCAACCGAGCGAUUGGUGCUAUCGGGAUUGUAACCGCUGCCGCCGGCGCCUUCUCUCUCCUUGGCUUGUUUCCAAGCAAACAAAGGCAAAAACACUAUUAAUUUAUUGGAGAAAUCUUAGAACUGUUGCAAUUGUGAGAAAGUAGCCAGCCAUGGGAUAAAUUAAAUCUCCCUUUCCCUGAGUCAUUGGAUGCCCCCAAACAUGGGCUCAGUGACACCCUGGCUGUGCCCAUCUCCCUUGCCCAGUUUCCAUGUUGCUGAGUGCUUUGGGUGCCCUGUACUGAUGUGUUGUGGGUCUGUGGCAACCAGAGCAACAUUUGGGGUUUAAUCAUAAGAGACUAUUUUCUUUUCCCAAA